AUGGAUACGGACACGGAGCAUGAUGGAGGUAGCCGCAGAGAGCGGCCGUGGCUCUACGCAUGGAACCGCAGACUUCGACAUCUACAGGGCAUAUCUGUGCGCAACUUGGUCGUGACACCUCCCGCAAUCCGAGCUCGUGGCAAGACCAUCGAUGACGACGACAUCCCCAAUACCCUACAGACAGCCUCGAAGAUCUUGUCGCAAAAAGAAAACCAUCUUCUGCACUCAUCAAGAUCUUUCACUGAUCUCCAGUCGCAUGCGAGUAAAGAUGGUAGCGCAAACAAAGAACCCGCGAUGCGUCCGCGUCGCAGAAGUACCCUGUUCUGGAACGAUCCGAAUCCACGAACUCGACAGUUCAAACUUGAAGACAUAAUUAAUAGCCGCAUGGCCGAUUCAUUUUUCUCACUUCAUUGCGAGGACCUCGAUGAGCCUGUUUAUAUCAGCGAAGUCGUCGAGCGCGCAAACAAUCCCAGUUUCCGAUCAUUUGAUUUGAAUCUAUGUGGCCCAUAUGUCUCUCGAAUGGACGAGCUGACUCUUAAGAUCUGGACGAAAACUGGGGAAAUGCCCGAACAUAUUUUACUUGUUGAAUUGCAGGUUCAUUUACGGUCAUUGCAGUUCUUGGGAAAGACUCUGGAAAGCUUUCAUCAACCGCUUCCUGCGAAUUCGAUCUUGUUCCACUUCCCAGACGGUGUUUAUAGCAACCUCACCGAUCUUCCACCGCUCGAAACACCGCUCCAAGCAUCAGGGCAGAAGACCACUGCAGAUGGUACCGCCCUGCCGUCCUCGUCCUACGAUGCACUGAUGAAAUUAGCCAAUUUAGACGAGUGCGUACAGGAUGCACUGGCAACCAGAGAGAAAUUGGAGUCGCAGAUUAGCUCUAUUUUGCAAAAAAAUGAGGGAUCACUGAAUAUCACCAGUGACGCAGUUGCGGCCCAAGAGAAGCUUGUUCUUACCAAGAGCUAUGCCGCCUUGGAGCGCAAACGGGUCCGUGCUGCAAUCAAGCAAAAGGAAGAAUUGAUUGCUAGCAUCAAGACUCGGAAAGAAGCGAUGGUGCAAGGCCGCACAAACCAAGAAAAGAUACGCAGCCAUCUUCCUGAGGCCCAGGAGCGAUUGGUGUCGAGUGAGCACUUGCUCAACCAAAAUGCGGAGGAAAUGAAGGGCCAAAUUCGACGUAUUGCAGAGGACCUUCUUACAAUAUAUCCUAUCGAGCCUAUUCCCGAUAAACCUCUGGCAUUCACCAUCGCCGGGCUGACCCUCCCAAACUCUUCCUUUGAGGACAUUGAUCGUGAGGAAGUUGCGGCAGCAUUGGGCCACACAGCCCAUUUGGUAUAUCUGUUGUCCUUUUACCUAUCGGCGGCCCUCCCAUACCCAGUCAACGCCAACGGGUCGACUUCAUUCAUCCAAGACCCCAUAUCUGCAUCCCUUCCAGCACGCACGUACCCUCUUUACCCGGUCAGUGUGCAGUACCGAUUCGAGUAUGCUGUUUUUCUCCUCAACAAAGACAUCGAAUACCUCCUUAGCAAGCAAGGACUGCGCGUUCUUGAUAUUCGGCACACUCUUCCCAAUCUCAAAUACCUUCUUUAUGUUCUCACUGCUGGCACCUCUGAAAUCCCUGCACGCAAAGCUGGUGGCGUUCGUGCUCUUAUUUCCGGAAAAAUGACACCAAAUCUUUCCCGGCGUGGUAGCGUGGAAAGUGCUGCAUCUGGCGAGUUGGUUCAGCCACGCAAAGCUUGGGAAUCAGUGUCCAAGAUGAAUGUUAGCCUAGCAUCAGACAAAGUAAAGAAGCCACUGUCUGCUAUGGGUUGA
Messenger RNA from Penicillium soppii, 1806 nucleotides. Its product is annotated as putative UV radiation resistance protein (UVRAG). Bases 1 to 1806 code for a protein of 601 amino acids. Gene Ontology annotation, molecular function: SNARE binding. The record is from RefSeq and is a predicted model, not a curated record. The transcript has 2 exons. Gene Ontology annotation, cellular component: endosome; lytic vacuole. Lineage: Eukaryota; Fungi; Ascomycota; Eurotiomycetes; Eurotiales; Aspergillaceae. Gene Ontology annotation, biological process: SNARE complex assembly.